This is a messenger RNA of Phytophthora sojae, 1083 nucleotides long. RefSeq lists its product as hypothetical. Gene Ontology annotation, molecular function: L-allo-threonine aldolase activity. The coding region runs from base 1 to 1083 and encodes 360 amino acids. Gene Ontology annotation, cellular component: cytosol. Gene Ontology annotation, biological process: glycine biosynthetic process; L-threonine catabolic process. Lineage: Eukaryota; Oomycota; Peronosporomycetes; Peronosporales; Peronosporaceae. The transcript has 3 exons. The record is from RefSeq and is a predicted model, not a curated record.
AUGACCAAACUGCAGCGCGCCGUCAUUAACUUCAUGUCGGACACCAUCACGUGUCCGACGCCCGCCAUGCGCAAGGCCAUCGCGGCCGCCAAGGUCGGCGACGACGUGUACGGCCUGGACCCCACGGUGCAGCAGCUCCAGAAGGUGGCCGCCAGCAUGCUCGGCAAGGAGGACGCCAUGUUUGUGCCCUCUGGCACCAUGUCCAACUUGAUCGCCAUCGGCACGCACUGCCAGCGCGGCGACGAGGUCAUCUGCGGCAACAAGUCGCACAUCUUCACGUACGAGGGCGCCGGCGCCACGUACAUGGGCGUCAGCCUUGCAACGCUCCCCAACCAGAAGGACGGCACCAUCAAGCUUAGCGACAUGGCCCGCGCCGUCCGCGCCGACGACAUUCACUACCCGCGGACCAGCCUCGUCGAGAUCGAAAACACACACAACACCUGCGGUGGACGGGUGCUGCCCCUCUCGUACAUCCGCGAGGUGGAGCAAUUCUGUAAGGAGCACAACCUGAGCCUCCACGUGGACGGCGCGCGCCUCGCGAAUGCCAGUGUGGCUUCGGGCGUUGCCAUGGAGGACCUCGUGAAGGGCGCCGACACGGUGUCCCUGUGCCUCAGCAAGGGUCUGGGCGCCCCUGUGGGCUCCAUCCUCGCCGGUUCGGAAGCGUUUAUCCACCAUGCCAAGCGGCUACGCAAGUCUCUCGGCGGCGGCCUGCGUCAGUCGGGUCUGCUCGCCGAGGCCGGUCUGUAUGCACUGGAGCACCAGUUCGACCGCCUUGUGGAGGACCACGAGAACGCGAAGACGCUGGCGCACGGUCUGUCCACAAUUCCUGGCAUCGAGAUCGACGUCGACAGCGUGGACACCAACAUGCUGUUCUUUAAGAUCUCGUCGGAAUGCAAGAUCGACACAGCGACGCUGGUGAAGCGGAUUGCGGAGGAGAAGGGCAUCGUCUUCGGCGGAUACUGGCGUGGCGAGGAGAUCCGCGCGGUCACGAACCUGCACGUAACCCCCGACGACGUCGAGUACACAAUCGCGUCCAUACGCGAUAUCAUCGCCGCCAGCGAGUCCAAUUUCCAAGUUGCUUAA